UUUCUGCCUCUGGGAGGAGGAGCAAAGACUAGAACAGAGACUUUCAAGUCCUAACAUAUAGUCCUAUAGCAACUGUGUGCAAAGUCUGCGCCCAUGUCUCCUGGGACUAGGAGCUCCUCCUGGCACCACGCACUAUGAGAAGGAACCAGGUAUCUGCUAUGGGAUGGACCAGGAAGAGGAGAACAAAUAUGUGUCCCAGCUUCAAGAGGUUUUCAACAGCUGUGACACAACGGGCACUGGAUACCUGGACAAAGAGGAGCUGACAGACCUUUGUCACAAACUCCAUCUAGAAACUCAACUCCCUCUUCUUCUGCAAACCCUCCUAGGAAAUGACCUGCUUUCCAGGGUCAAUUUUGAAGAGUUUAAAGAAGGAUUUGUGGCUGUCCUGUCAUCAACUAUUGACAUAAGUAUUUCUGAUGAUGAUGAGAGUAGUUAUUUAGAGCCUGUGAUCCCUGAGGAAGUCCAACCUAAAUUUGUGAAAGGGAACAAGAGAUAUGGCCGACAUACACAUCCUGAGCGUGAAGCUGUUGAAAAUGAGGCCAACAAAUAUUUGCAGGACAAGGACCAGAGGAAAAAUCAGCUGAGACGGUCGUCCUCAUUGGAGAGUGUAGAGGUGGGAAUGAGCCUCAAGUCUGAUGAAGAAGCAGAAAUCGUCAAGGAGCCUCAGAUCGAAAACUUUGAAGCACAAGGGCAGCUGAGGACAUGGAAUCCAGGAUUUUUUGACAGUCCCAGAAGAAUUUCAAAUGCUCAUUCUGAUAUGACUGAAAACCAGGUGCGGGACAUCUGGGAGCAGCUAGGUGUAGGCCACAAUGGCUACCUCAACAGGCAAGAGCUUGCCACCGUGUGUAAGAACAUUGGACUUGAAGAUCUCUGUGAUGAGGAACUUGAAGACUUAUUUAAUAAGUUGGACAGAGAUGGAGACGGCAGAGUAAGCUUCCAGGAGUUUGAGGUGGGCUUGUUCAGCCACGCGCCUGUACCUAGUGCCUCCACCCCACUCAAGAAGAGACAUGCACUUUACCAGCAGGUAGAAGAGAAUAGCCAUAACACAGCCUCGCAGUCUCUGCUGUCUGGAUAUGGAGGCUUUCAUCUUUUCUCCAGCAUUGAUGAUGGGACAGGUUUUGGAAACCCAGAGCAGAUCAUGAUCAUAUGGGAGGAGGAAGGGAUUCAAGACAGCAAAGAUAUUUUAAUGAGCCUGGAUUUUAAUGUAGAAGAAUAUGUGAACCUUUUGGAGCUCACCACCGCCUUAGACAAUGAAUUAAUUGCAACAAAAAACCGAAUCUAUCUUGCUGCCUUGGCAUCGUACAAGCAUGAGUUACAUCACCAGCACAGCCAAAUUGAACAGGUAACUAAAGAGAGAGACAAAGUUAAACAGGAUCUGGAUAGAGCGGAAAAGAGGAACCUACAGCUGGCUGAUGAGGUGGAUGACCAUAACUCUGUGAUGGAGAGUCUCAAUGAGAGCAAGAUCAAGGAUUUGGAGCAGGAGUACAAGCAGCGCCUUUCCACAGUACGCACAGAACUGGAAACGGAGAAAGAUCAUUUUCUGCAACAGUAUGAACAACAAAAGAAAAAGCUGGAGACGGAUCUUGCUAAUUUCCAGAUGGAAGAAGCCUAUCUGAGGGAAAAACUGAACUUGUCUAUAAAGGAGAACAGCAGGUUACAAAAGGAAAUGGUCGAGAUUGUUGGAAAACUGUCAGAAUCGGAGCAUCAGGUGAUAAAACUACAAACAAGCAUAGAUAACAUCCUGAAGGAAAAGAGACUGGCCGAUCCUCAAAGCGCAGAGCUAUUUACUCAGGAGGAGAAAUUUGCAGAGAUCAUCAGGCAGUAUGAAAUACAAUGCCGGGAAUUACGGGACCGGAAUGAUGAGCUUCAGAUGCAAUUGGAAACUCUUCAAUCCCAGCUCAGUGAGAGCAGAUAUUCUCGGUUAUUGGCCAAGAUGAAAGACAACAAACUGUUGCACCAUAAGGCGAAGGAUAAGAUUGAUGAUGGCCAUAAAACUGCUGCAAAGAAAGGCAUAUCCUUGAAGCCCAGAAGAAGUGCCUCAACCGCAGGUUCCUGUGAGCUUCCAGCUUCCCCUAUGAACAUGGAAGUUGAGCUGACAAAGCAUCAAGUAAAAGAACUGCAGCAAGAAAUCCAGGACCUCAAAAUACAACUUGAAACUAAGGUGAUCUAUUAUGAACGGGAGCUUGAACUAAUGAAAACAAACUUUGAAAAAGAGAGAAAAGACACUGAGCAGAACUUCAAAUUAGAAAUCAGUGAGCUUGAGGAGCAGAAGGCAGACCUUGAGGAACUCAAUGUGAAGUAUCAAGAAGUCAUAGACAGCUUGAGAGAACAACUCCCCAAAUCUGGCCACAUCCAAGAAAUGGAGAAAAAGUUUGAAAAGGAGAGAGCUGCAAUGGAAGAGUAUUAUGCCAAAGAAAUUUCGUCACUGGCCCAAAGGCUGACCAAAGAGAAGGACCAGCUAGAGGAGGAUCUGAGGAGGACACACCAGCAUGAAGUGCAUUCAGUGAGGCAAGAGACAGAAGAUGAAGUUAUUGAGAAACUCGCACAAAUUGAAGCAAAAUACACACAACGUUGCCAGUAUUUAAUGCAGCAGCACCUCAAUGAAAAAAACGAGCUCCUGAGAAAGCACGACUUGAAGAAAAAUGCCCUAAUCCAAGAGCACAUCCGUGAGAUGACCCAGUGGGAAGAAAGAGAGAAGACCCUAAUGGCCCAGUGGAAAAAAGAUCAGCUAAGAGUAUUGGAAAAACAAAAUGAGGACCAAGUUGACAUCUGCAAAUCAUUUGCUAUUGAAAAGGAAAGAGUAGAAACCCACUAUAGAGAUCACAUUAAUGGGCUCAAUCAGGAAAUCGAGGGUUUAAAUGCCCUGUUGAUGAAAGCUAAAAAUUCUUGUGUUAUUCUGAGAAAACAGCAACAGUCAGUAGAGAAAGGACCUCCUUGUGUUGAGGUGACUACAGCCAAUCGAAACCAGCAAGUGCAUCCUCUAUUUUCUGUGAAUGAUGAGGCGGAUACAGUACAACUCGUAUGUGACGUACAUCACCUUCAGGAAAAUACGUCAUUGACGCGUAGCAUGGAUGACGAACCCUCCAGUGAACGUGUCGCAGAAAGGCACAAGAGGUCUCCCUGUGCUCAGAAGAAGAAGGUUUCUUUUUCUAUAGACAUGGCUGAAGGACGAUCUUUAAAUGAGGCAGAGGAGAACACAUUGAUAAAUCUAAAAGAGACAGAGGGCUUGGUAACCUCUCUAACAGCCCAGCUGCAAGAGCAGACAAAGACUCAACAGACCCUUAUGAAAGAGAAAGAAAGCUUUGAAGGAGAAAAAGAACAUCUAAGCAGCUUGUUGGAAACUAGGACAGAUAAAUGCAAGCUUUCUGAGGACAUGGCAAAAGAAUUAGUUUCUCAGUUGCAGGAAAGCCGAGAACGAGUGCAGAAGCUAGAAUCAAUGCUUCAGUUGCUUGGUAUUGAGAAAAAAGAACUGGAGACACAGGAGGCAGCGCUUGCUGGCAACGUUGACUUGGAUUAUAAGCUAAAAUUAUUGAGAGGAGAGGAAGUAGUUAUGGCAGCCCAGCAAGAUUUGGCUGGAAAUGACGUGAUUAAAAAUGUGUACCAGUCCCCCACCAGAAUGGUCACUGUUGAAGAUCUUGUAGCCAAAAAUACUGUGUUACUCCAACAGCUUAGCAAUAAUGAAGAGCAAGUGAGUAUCUUGCAGAGGCAAAUUGGAGAGACUGUAAGUAAGUGUCAGCAGAUGGAAGAAUGGGCAACCAAGCAGGUCCAAGAAGCCAGGGAAGAACUGGAGAGUGAGAAGAACUUUGUGAAAGACAGGUUGUUCGAGCUGGAAGACUUGGUACGAAGACUAGAACAACAGACUUCCGCUUGUCAGGAUGACAGGAUGGAGCUGGACAGAUUGUCUGAUGAUAACACCUUCCUCAGGAAUAAAGUGGAGAGAUUCCAGCAAGAAAUAUUGAAUCUGGAGGAUUUGAAUAAGAAGUACAGAAUCCAGAUUGAGGAUUUCGGUAGAGACACUGAUGAAGCACAUGGAGAACUGGAAGACAUAAACAAGCAGAACCAGGAAUACCAGGAUGAGCUGUGCCGGUUAAAUACACAGCACCAGGAGGCAAUCCAUAAUCUGGACAUGAAACUGGAGGAGAUCUCCGGGCAAAAGGAUGAAGCCAACUCUGCCCUGGUUAAGCUGCAAGAUGCUAUAAAUGGUCUGGAGGAGGAAAAGCUCCAACAAGAGUUAUCUUGGCAAAAAGAAAGAGAACACUUGGAACAUGAACUGCAAAUAACAAAGCAAGAGAAUGAAAAGUACUGGGAUGAGCUGUGCCAGGUGAAUGCUCAGAGCCUCCAGUUGACGAGCACAGUGUCCGACCUGAGUUCUCAGAGAGAAACGAGUUAUGAGACCAUCCAAGAACUGAACGCCAGACUGAGCGAGCUCUCCGUUGAAAAGCAUGAAUCUGCCACCCAGAUUGAAGAACUACAGGCAAAGCUCAAUGUCCUGGAGAAAGAGGGCCAUCACAGCCAGUCUGAAUGGCAGAAGAAAAAAGCAGAGCUUCAAAAUGAGCUGCAGAUAGCUCACCAGGAGAGGGACAAAACCCAGAAUGAAUUAUUACAGUUGAAUUGUGCAGUAUCAGAUCUAAAGGCACAGAAUGAUGCUCACCAGGAGGUUGUCCAGCAGAUGGAGGGCAGGUUGAGAGAAAUCACCCAACAGAAGGAGGAGGUUACAGAAUCGAUGGAGAAGCUCCAGGUCCAACUCUGUUCUGUACAGAGAGAGAAGGUCCAACAGGAAGCUAACUGGCAACAGAUCAGAGAGAGACUGGAACAUGACCUGCAAUUAUAUAAAAGCAAGAUUGAAAAUCUGAUUCUUAAGCACAAGCAGGAACGACAAGAUCUUCUCAGUGGACUGGAUGAGACUAACAAGCAGCUUUUAGUUAUGGCAACCCUUCAGGAAGAAAUAUCAUCAUUAAAACAAGUGAAGGAAUCUUUGGAGGAUCAGUGCCAGUCGGUUACCAAACUACUUAAAGAAACCACUGAGCAGGAGAGUCAGAUAGAUGAGCUGAAGUGUGAAUUAAAACAAGCUCAGGAGGAAUGCAAGAAUUGGAAGAGGAGCCAUGAUCAGCUAAGGUCGGAGCUGGAUGAAUCUCACGAUAAGCUAUUAGAUUCCAGCAGCAAGCUGAUCCUUGUACAGUCUCAGCAUAUGCGAGAGGUCCAACAACUGAAGGAGAAGCUGUACGGCACUGCGCCCAAGGAUCAGGUUGCGCAGUUACAGAACCAGCUUUUAGAAGAACAGCAGAGAGCCCAGCAGCUUCAGGAGAGGAUGAGGUUUCACGCCGAACAGACCAACCGUCAACUGGCCAUGCAACAGGAGGAACAUGAGAAGCUUCUCCAUAGGAUGGAAGAGCGAAUGCAAGAUGUGGAAAUGAAUCUGAAAAAUGUCCGCGUAAUGUUGCAAGAAAAAGUUGACCAGUUGAAUGAUCAGCUGGAGAAGAACGCUAAAUCGGACAUGCUCCUGAAGGAUCUGUAUGUGGAGAAUGCUCAGCUGAUGAAGGCGCUGCAGGUGACAGAACAGCGGCAGAAAAGCGCAGAGAAGAAGAACUACUUCCUGGAGGAGAAGAUUGCAGCAUUAAACAAAGUGGUGAAGAAAAUUGCCCCUGCCUCUCUGGCGGUCUGAUACCGGAU
Molecule: messenger RNA, 5670 nt
Organism: Bufo gargarizans (Asiatic toad)
Lineage: Eukaryota; Metazoa; Chordata; Amphibia; Anura; Bufonidae
Gene: NINL
Product: ninein like
Exons: 29
Coding region: 164-5662 (1832 amino acids)
Biological process (GO): microtubule anchoring at centrosome
Cellular component (GO): centrosome
Molecular function (GO): calcium ion binding
Source: RefSeq, a predicted model, not a curated record